AUAUCACAACACGCCCGCACGCGCCGCCCUCUAUCCAGACGCGCCUUUUCUGUGCGACGCGGCUUGUAUUUCCGCAAGCGGCAAAAACUCUCCUUUUUUUUUGUUUUCCUCCAGGAUUGAGAGUGUCAACUGUCUUCGAUUUCCUCUAAAAUGGCUUCCCCGAAAUCUAUUGCAGUUCUAUCGGUUCUCGUGCUGUUCCUCAUAUCUUCCCGAACAGCGUCGUGCGCAGAGAGCAAGAACAGAGCAGCGGCCAAUGAGGAUGAGGAGGAUCUCAGCUUCCUGGAGGAAGACGGCGACUCCGAUUUUUCACAUUCCGAUCCGUACGGACAACACCACGACUUCGAGAACUACGACGAUCUAGAGGAAGAUCCCGAGGCCUCGGGUCACGGCUACGACGACGACGGCUCCUACGAGCCGCCGGCGGUGGACGAGAAGGACGUGGUGGUGCUGAAGGAGGGCAAUUUCAGCGAUUUCAUCGCGAAGAAUAAGUACGUGAUGGUGGAGUUCUACGCGCCGUGGUGCGGGCACUGCCAGGCUUUAACACCGGAGUACGCGGCCGCGGCCACUGAGCUCAAGGGCGAGGCGGUGGCGCUGGCGAAGGUGGAUGCUGCGGAGGAGGCUGAGCUGGCGCAGAAGUAUGAAGUGCAGGGGUUCCCCACCGUCUACUUAUUUGUUGAUGGUGUUCACAAGCCCUACAAUGGCCAACGAACCAAAGAGGCUAUUGUUGCAUGGAUAAAGAAGAAGACCGGAUCAGCUCUAUUCAACAUAACAACGAUAGAGGAUGCAGAGCACAUCUUGGCUACUGAGCCAAAACUUGUUUUGGGAUUUUUGGACAGCUUGGUGGGAUCAUACAGUGAUGAACUUGCUUCUGCUGCAAAACUUGAAGAUGAUGUCAUCUUCUAUCAAACUUCCAAUUCUGACGUAGCUAAGCUGUUCCAUCUUGAUCCGGAAGUCAAACGUCCGGCUCUUGUUAUGAUUAAAACAGAAGCUGAAAAAAUUAACCUUUUUGAUGGCGUGUUCACGAAAUCAGCAAUAUCUGAAUUUGUUUAUGAGAACAAGGUUCCUCUUGUCAACUACUUCACCAGAGAAACCGCACCACAAAUAUUUGAUAAUCCAAUUAAGAAACAGUUAAUUCUUUUCGCCAGUUCAAAUGAUUCAGACAAGUUUCUUUCCACAUUCCAUGAAGCUGCAAAGUCUUUCAAAGGAAAGCUUCUAUGUGUUUUUGUGGAGAUGGACAAUGAAGAUUUUGGAAAAUCAGUCUCAGAGUACUUCGGUAUUACAGGAAAUACCCCACAGGUCAUUGCAUAUACUGGAAAUGAUGAUGGGAAGAAAUUCUUGUUGGAAGGUGAAUUGACUUCAAUCAAUAUCAAGUCCUUUGGGGAGAAGUUUCUGGAAGACAAUCUAAAGCCCUUUUACAAGUCGGAACCUAUUCCAGAGAAUAAUGACGGGGAUGUUAAAAUCGUGGUUGGCAAUAACUUUGAUGAAAUUGUUCUUGAUGAAUCUAAAGAUGUUCUUCUUGAGAUUUAUGCUCCUUGGUGCGGGCACUGUCAAAGUCUAGAACCUGUAUACAACAAGCUCGCCAAGCAUUUGAAGGGCAUUGACUCGCUUGUUAUUGCCAAGAUGGAUGGGACGGCCAAUGAGCACCCUAGAGCAAAGUCUGAUGGAUUCCCGACUCUGCUAUUCUUCCCAGCCGGGAACAAGAGCUUUGAGCCCCUUACGGUGGAUACAGACCGUACUGUAGUGGCCUUCUACAAAUUCUUGAAGAAGAAUGCAUCCAUUCCUUUCAAGAUUCAAAAGGCAGCUUCGCCUAAGAAACCCGAGGCGGAAACACCCCCACCCCCACCUCCAGUCCAUGAGACGACUACCGCCUAUAGUGAUGUAAAGGAUGAACUAUGAGAGACCAGCUGAGACAAUGCGCCGCUGCUGAGAAACGAGGCCAACGCAGGCGUAAAAGAGGCAGAAAAAUGAUAAAUCUUUUGAGACCAAUGCAGUGUUUUUGAUAUUUGGCAGGUUUAGUUUUGAAUAUUGAAUCAUAUAUAUACUCUAAUUCUCUAAAUAAGUCGUAGCCUUUCCUUUUAAUUCUAUGCCAUUUUGUGCUCAAAAAGUGAAAUAUAGAGAAAUUCUUAUAUAUAUCUUAUGGAGUUUGAUAGAUUCUCAGUGGCCGAGCGAGCCGUUUCUGUUGAAUUUG
Messenger RNA from Cuscuta campestris, 2188 nucleotides. NCBI's taxonomy places the organism in Eukaryota, Viridiplantae, Streptophyta, Magnoliopsida, Solanales, Convolvulaceae. The record is from the annotation of a GenBank genome assembly.